AUCGAAACAAUUGAGUUGCUGCAUGAUAUCCGCCCAGACCCUCUUUUCCCCCACUUGAUAACCAAAGCGGGGAUGCUUUUAUCCUGCUUGCCAAACAAACUGACAUCACCGGGUUGGGCGUGUUCGUUGCUAACUGAGACUGUUGCAUUAGAAAGAGGUUUUUUUUUCUCUUCUCUCGCAUCUUCCUCAAGAGUUUUCGUUUUCUCAUCUUCCAACCCAUACACAAAGAAUAUCUUAAACAGAAGAAAAUUGUCUGUCACACACCGCAAAAAUGGCGUCCGUUCCCAAGACUAUGAAGGCUCUCCAAUACUCCAAGCCAAAGGAGUUCAAGAUCGUUGAAAUUCCUGUGCCCACACUUCGCGAUAACGAUGUCCUGAUCAAAGUCAAGGCUUGUGGUGUUUGCGGAACUGAUUUGCACAUUCACGAGGGUGAAUUCCUUGCAAAGUUCCCUCUCGUUCCUGGUCAUGAGACCGUUGGUGUCGUCGCUGCCGUUGGACCCAAGGUCAAGGGUUUCGAGAUCGGAGAACGUGUCGUUGCUGACAACUCUGAGCUUUGCGGUGAAUGUUUCUACUGCCGCCGUGGUGAGGAGCUGCUCUGCGAGCAUUUCGAAGCUCAUGGUGUUACCAUGAACGGCGGUUUCGCCGAAUACUGCGCAUAUCCUGCCGGUCGUGUCUUCAAGAUCAAGAACCUUAGCGAUGUCGAUGCCACCCUCCUUGAGCCCGCUUCAUGCGCCGCACACGGACUGGACAAGAUUGCCCCUAAGAUGGGCUCGUCUGUCCUUAUGUUCGGUGCCGGUCCCACUGGUCUUGUCCUCUCUCAGAUGCUGCGCCAGAACGGUGGUUGCCACGUUGUUGUCGCUGCCCCUGAGGGUUUGAAGUUGGAGUUGGCCAAGAAGCUUGGUGCUGGUGACGAAUACAUUGCUCUCUCGCGCUCCAACCCCGAGGUUCAGUUUGAGAAGCUGAAGAGCGAGAACCCAUACGGAUUCGACAUUGUCGUUGAGGCCACCGGAAGCGUCAAGAUCCUUGAAGACUCCAUCAACUACGUCCGUCGUGGUGGUAAGCUCGUCGUGUACGGCGUGUAUGCUAACAAGGAUCGCGUCAGCUGGCCCCCUAGCAAGAUCUUCGGCGAUGAGAUCACUAUCCUAGGUUCCUUCUCAGAAACCUACAAGUUCCCUGCUGCUAUUGACUACCUUGACCGCGGCAAGGUCAAGGUCGACGGUAUUGUCAACAAGACCUUCAAGCUCGAGCAGUGGGCCGAGUGCUUGGAGGCUAUGCGUAACAAGAGCGCCAUCAAGGCUGCUAUCACUUUUGAUUAGAUCUGUCAGGUAUCCUUUGGGUUAGACAUCUGUCAAAUUUUUGAAAUUCUUGGAUACGUUAGCGAUAAUGAUAAAUGAAAAUGAUAAUUGAAUUGCAAGUC
Talaromyces stipitatus ATCC 10500 is the source of this 1416-nucleotide messenger RNA. Its product is annotated as alcohol dehydrogenase, zinc-containing, putative. Bases 272 to 1315 code for a protein of 347 amino acids. The transcript has 7 exons. Lineage: Eukaryota; Fungi; Ascomycota; Eurotiomycetes; Eurotiales; Trichocomaceae. The record is from RefSeq and is a predicted model, not a curated record. Gene Ontology annotation, molecular function: oxidoreductase activity; zinc ion binding.